Athalia rosae (coleseed sawfly) is the source of this 1596-nucleotide messenger RNA. RefSeq names its product ras suppressor protein 1 (gene ics). The coding region runs from base 56 to 910 and encodes 284 amino acids. The transcript is spliced from 8 exons. NCBI's taxonomy places the organism in Eukaryota, Metazoa, Arthropoda, Insecta, Hymenoptera, Athaliidae. Gene Ontology annotation, molecular function: protein binding. The record is from RefSeq and is a predicted model, not a curated record.
AGCGUAUUAAAAAUCAGCUGCUCAAAAUCUGAAAUCCUGCGUGUGCGCGAGCGCAAUGAAUCAGUCUGCACCAGUAUCGUGUAUUCCGAAUUCGAGGAUGUCAAAAGCAAAGAAAGUGAUCGAUGAGGCCCGAGAAAGUCAAAAUCCUGAAUUGGAUUUGGCGGAUAAGGGCAUUUCCACCUUUGACGAAAUGCCCGGAUUGCUAAAUAUGCUGAACAUCACCAGACUGACACUCAGUCAUAAUAAACUCCAAGUUGUUCCACCUGGUUUGGCAAAUCUAGUCAAUUUAGAAAUUUUGAACUUGUUCAACAAUUGGAUCACGGAACUUCCAAUUUCCUUAUCACAAAUGCCUCAGUUGCGAAUUCUUAACGUUGGAAUGAACCGUUUGGGCUCUCUUCCCCGAGGUUUUGGUGCCUUUCCAGCCCUUGAGGUUCUAGAUCUCACAUAUAACAAUCUCAGUGAAGAGAAUUUACCUGGAAAUUUUUUUAUGAUGGAAACACUGAGAGCAUUAUAUUUGGCUGAUAAUGACUUUGAAUACCUACCCCCGGAGAUUGGUCACCUAAAGAACCUCCAAAUCCUUGUUCUGAGAGAGAAUGACUUGAUCGAGUUGCCAAAAGAAAUUGGAGAACUUACUCGUCUCCGAGAACUUCAUAUUCAAGGCAAUCGUCUCACAGUUUUACCACCAGAAAUAGGUAACUUGGACCUAGUGAGUAACAAAGCAGUUUUUAAGAUGGAAUUUAACCCAUGGGUAACUCCUAUUGGAGAUCAACUACAGGUUGGAAUUUCGCACGUGAUCGACUAUCUUCGAUCAGAAACUUACAGAUAUCUUUAUAAUCGUCACCUUAGCGCAAAGGGACCUCCACCACCAAUCGAAAAUGAUAAAAGCAAGAAAAUCUCUCGCGUUCGUUGAACGAAAUAUCGUAAUAUGAUUAAUUUAUAUAAUUCUAAUUUUGAUGCCAAUGACUAAUCAUCUCCCCUCUAAAUCUUAUUUUACUCAUCAACUCUUUUUACAAUUAGAUCGAUAAGACCAAAUGGUGCCUUACUUAAAGUAACUUGCCUUAAAACUUUUAAUCGUUACAUUCAUGAAUAUUUUUUAUCGCUGUUAUGCUUAUAUUUUUAUAACAAUUUUAGAAUCGAAUCAUACAUACAUAUGUAUCUGUAUUUAUGAGGCUUUUUACGCUGGGUACUCGAUGUAUCUCGUGAUGUAAUGAGCUUACAUCAAGAGAACGUAUUUAUUCAUUACUAGAGGUACCUAACAGAGGUAUAGUUAUCUUCAGUGCAAUAUAAACGACCCCCCUGAAAAAUUAGAUCACUGCGACGUCUUUGAAUCGAUUUACGAUAUUACUGCAUCGUACAAAUCUGAAAUACAUUCUGUAUUCGACCAAAUGAAUCUCCAUCACGAACGAUUUGCUUUUUUUAGAAAUAAUUUUGUGUUCUUUGUUCAUAUUACUUAUUAAGCUGUAAUUACAUACUUUAUAGUUUUCAUUCUUACACUUGUGCAACACCAAAUUUUUCUAUAGUUCUGGAAAACCAAAACAAUUUUUAUAAGCCUAUGCAAAACUGACAUAAAUGUAUAAAUAAACAAUUUCACAUCAA